This is a messenger RNA of Odobenus rosmarus divergens (Pacific walrus), 1062 nucleotides long. RefSeq names its product mucin 13, cell surface associated (gene MUC13). The transcript is spliced from 10 exons. Lineage: Eukaryota; Metazoa; Chordata; Mammalia; Carnivora; Odobenidae. The coding region runs from base 1 to 1062 and encodes 353 amino acids. The record is from RefSeq and is a predicted model, not a curated record.
AUGGCCGAUAUACACAGGAAUGAGCCUGGCGUUCCCAGCAAUCCUUGCCAAAGAGGUCCCUGUAAAGGUGGUUCUUCAUGUGUGAUCCUGAAUGAUACCCAUUUUUGCCUGUGUUCGUUAGGAUAUUACUAUAACUCUUCCACAUGCAAAAGAGGAACGUUAUUCCCUGGAAGUAUUACAGUAAAAGUAUCAGAAACAUCUGAUUGGGGAGAUAAAAAUUCUAUGGCCUAUCAAAAACUACAUAUUAAAGUUACUGAUUUUUUUAAGAACACAUUUGGCAAUUCUGAUUACGGACAGACUGUAAUUAAUAAUGUAAGCACCUCUUCUUCAGCAAGAUCAGAAGUGCGUGCUGGUGACAAUGAUGUUGUGGUAGAGGUCUUAAACAUCUUCACAGAAACUACAAAAGAAACUGAGAAGACUGUGGCUGAAUCAAUUCAAAAAGCAAUUGAAAACAACUUGGCUGGCAUCACAAGAUAUAAUUUUCAAACUCUGUGUGAUUAUUACGGUUGUGAAGAGGAAAAUAAGCAAGGCAACUGUAGCAAUGGUUUGCUGUGUAAAUGCAAGCAGGGGAUGGAAAGACCUAACCCCCAGGUCCCUAUGUGUGUUGCUUCUGCUAUAAAGUGUCCCAACACCUGCAAUGCAGACAACAAUAUGCAAUGCUUAGUGAAUGAGAAGAGCGGGAGACCUGAGUGUGUGUGCCUGUCAGGCUACAAGGAAUAUGUUCCUGGGACCUGUCAAGAGUGUGCAUUUGGCUACAGCGGAGUCAACUGUGAAGACAAAUUUCAGCUGAUCCUCACUGUCGUGGGCACCAUUGGCGGUGCCCUCAUUCUUUGCCUGCUGAUUGCAUUGAUCUUCUUAGCAAGGUAUGGAAACAAAAACAAGAAUACUGAAGAACAGAACUUGAUUGAGAACGACUUUCAAAACCUGAGACUGCAGCAGACGACAGGGUUCAGCAAUCUCGGAGCAGAUGGGAGCAUCUUCCCUAAAGUCAGGGCAAAUGUCUCCAGUCAGCCACCGAAUCCCUAUGCACACGGGAGAAGCAUGCCCCGCCCUGACUACUAG